Messenger RNA from Amborella trichopoda, 558 nucleotides. The record is from RefSeq and is a predicted model, not a curated record. Lineage: Eukaryota; Viridiplantae; Streptophyta; Magnoliopsida; Amborellales; Amborellaceae.
AUGGACCUCGCAAGCGUGGUCUUUGAUGAGAUUAUUGAAAGGGAUUUCGCUUGUUGGAAUGCUAUGAUUAGUGGGUAUGCUAAAAUUGGGUGUAUGAAGAAAGCAAGGAACGUUUUUGAUCAAAUGCCCCAAAGAAAUGUUGUUUCUUGGAAUGCUUUAAUAGAUGGGUGUUUCAAAACUGGUCUCAUUGUUGAUGCAAAACAGUUGUUUGAUGAAAUGGGUCAAAGAGACUUGGUUUCUUGGGGUGUCAUGAUAAAUGGGUAUGUGAAGAAUUGUUGUUUUAAAGAGGCUUUGACCCUCUUUGAGGAGAUGAUGGUCGAAAACUUGGAGCUGGAUAGGGUUGUAAUUGUUAGCGCUCUUUGUGCGUGUGCACAUCUGGUUGCUCUGGAUCUAGGCAAGGAGAUCCAUGGCUACAUAGAGAAAAGAAGCAAAUUUAAGGCUGAUGUGAUCUUAGAGACUUCAGUUAUUGACAUGUAUUCCAAAUGUGGCUGUGUACGCAAUGCACGCAAGAUCUUUGAUAGAAUGGUGAGAGAGAUGUUCAUGCUUGGAGUGCCAUGA